AUGGAUGUGCAUGGAUUGGAGAGUUGCGUGAUCUGCAGAAACACGCAGAUGAUGGAUGUGAUUUUGCUCAAGUUUAUUGUGAAUUUCUGUCUGUUGGAUGUUCUCACAAGAUGAAGAAGAGAGAUGUUGGUGAUCAUGAAAACAAGUGCAGCAAAGAGCAUAUGCGAUUACUCCUAAAGAAAGUUGAUGAUAUAAAUGCCCGGCUUCAACAUCAACCUUCUGAACGCUGCAAGUUCAUGUGGAGGAUAGAGAACUGGAGCGAAACUCUUGAAAAUGCCAAAAGAAAACAAACAACAGAUUUGCAUAGCAGUGCCUUCUACACGGGUUAUCCAGGAUACAAAUUAUGCAUGCGUAUCCACCCUGAUGAUUGUACAAGUGGUUAUGUGGGUGUGUAUCUAGUCAUCAUGAAAGGUGACUUUGAUCAUCAAUUGCGGUGGCCGUUUCCUUAUUCCUAUAGACUAACUGUCAUCGACCAGCAGCCUGAUGGAAACAAUGUGAGCAUAUGGUUUGAUCCAACUGCACCAGGUGCAGAGAGUAGCUUUGAGAGAAAAACUCAUGAAUUGAAAUCAUUAGGAUUAGGAUGUGGGCGCACUAAAUUUAUUAGUCACUUGGACUUGACAAAGCGGGCUUACAUCAGAGAUGACUCUCUACUUGUACGUGCAGAAAUUCUGAUCAAGAAAUAAGACAUCGAACAUGCAGUAUCAGUUGAUACUUCAAUAUCAGCUUAGUGCA
Corticium candelabrum is the source of this 732-nucleotide messenger RNA. RefSeq names its product TNF receptor-associated factor 6-like. The transcript is spliced from 3 exons. NCBI's taxonomy places the organism in Eukaryota, Metazoa, Porifera, Homoscleromorpha, Homosclerophorida, Plakinidae. Gene Ontology annotation, molecular function: protein binding. The record is from RefSeq and is a predicted model, not a curated record. Bases 111 to 683 code for a protein of 190 amino acids.